Labrus bergylta (ballan wrasse) is the source of this 1614-nucleotide messenger RNA. It is a transcript of the gene necap2, whose product is annotated as NECAP endocytosis associated 2. NCBI's taxonomy places the organism in Eukaryota, Metazoa, Chordata, Actinopteri, Labriformes, Labridae. The record is from RefSeq and is a predicted model, not a curated record. Gene Ontology annotation, cellular component: membrane; clathrin vesicle coat. Gene Ontology annotation, biological process: endocytosis.
CAACUUCAGCCGAGGUGUCUAAAGACGGAAGUUGUUUUGAUAGUUCAGUAAAAGUUGACAAAAUGGCAGAAGACGACAGUUAUGAGUCAAUGCUCUGCGUGAAGCCCGAGGUCCAUGUCUACCGGAUCCCACCGCGAGCAUCUAACCGUGGAUAUCGUGCUGCAGACUGGAAGCUGGACGAGCCUGCUUGGAGUGGGAGGAUGAAAAUCACUGCAAAAGGCAAAAUGGCCUUCAUUAAGUUAGAGGACAAAAACACAGGAGAGUUGUUUGCCAAAGCCCAGGUGGAACAGUACCCAGGCAGUGUUGUUGAAGCUGUCACAGACUCAAGUCGAUAUUUUGUGAUCCGGAUAGAAGACGACAAUGGACGCCAUGCUUUCAUCGGUCUGGGUUUUGCUGAUCGCGGAGACUCAUUUGACUUCAACGUAGCUUUACAAGACCAUUUUAAGUGGGUGAAGCAAGAAGGUGAGCUGGCGAAACUGGAAGCUACUCAGAGCGAAGCACCUAAGCUGGACCUUAGCUUCAAGGAGGGACAGACCAUCAAGAUCAGCAUUGGGAAUGUCAAGAAGAGGGAUGCAGGAGGUGCCAAAGCACGGCCCAUGGCUGGGGGUCUGCUGCCACCUCCACCAGGCGCAAAGGCAGGAGGGGUCUUACCACUUCCUGUUGUACAACAAACAGUCCCAGCUGCACAGACUAACCCUGACCCUCUUUUAGACUUUGGGUCCCCCGUCCCUGUAGCCCAGCCCAGCUCGGACUUAUGGGGGGAUUUCACAUCUGCUGGUUCCAACUCCAGUAAUGACGCAUCGAAAUCAGGAUGGGUGCAGUUUAGUUGAGUUAUGGGGAAGCAUGCACACACUCAGAUUGCAUACAUUCCACGGACAGGACGAUUUGGGGUGAGAAAGAACAAGUGAGAGGAAUUGUUAGCAAACUUGACUGGCUAAUUCACUGCACCGAUUCUGAAAGACUGUUCAUAUACAACAACAGCCGGUUGACCAACAAACUCAGUAAAAUGUUCCUAUUUUUACAAUCAUAUUGUAUUUCGAGACUCUGCUAUGCAACCAUUUUUUUUCCCAAUACUUUUUUCCUCGUCUUUACAACAUCAUGCACACGUUAUCGUUUAACACCAGCAACACUCAUCUCAAUAUUGCUUUUACCAUUUGGGAAAAUAAAAGGUUUACCUAUUGAAGUAUCCAUGUUUUAUUUAGCUGUAGCUCAGUAUGUGUUCCCCCCCCCCCUUGUAUUUUAGUCAUUCUUUUAGGAGAUUUUUCAAAUUCAGAUUGAGAUUUGAUUAGCUUUAUUUAAAACCUCUUACGCCUUCAUUAAAAUAUAGCCAGACUUUUUUUUAUCUUUAUGUUUUGAAAAAAAAGUCCUAUUUGUCAUUUUGUCAACAUUUUACAACUUGAACAUGUUUCUGUUCAUGUGUCUUUUUGUGUAGACUCUAUGUUUGUCUCUGCCUUGUGUAUUGUUACUUUUUUUUAAUGUGCCUUUUACCAAAUUGAAACUUCAUGAAUCUUUGAUGCUGAUAUAAACUGAGUAUUUGAUCAAGUGCCUUCCUGGAAAAGAACGAUCUAAAUUGUAUAAAUGUUUUUCUUCUUGUAAAUAAAACAAUAUAUUUCA